This is a messenger RNA of Caenorhabditis bovis, 759 nucleotides long. Lineage: Eukaryota; Metazoa; Nematoda; Chromadorea; Rhabditida; Rhabditidae. The record is from the annotation of a GenBank genome assembly.
AUGAAACAAUACCUCAGCUAUGUGAUCCUUGUCAAUUCCAUCAUUGCUUUUCUCUUAAUCGCCAUUGCACUUUUCACACCAUCAUGGCAGGUUGUGUAUGCACGCGAGAUUCGACAAUGGAUUCAGAGCGGUCUUUGGUUGUCGUGUCAAACAAGGCCAAAUGGGAUGUAUAGUUGCACCUACACUUUCUCACAUGACGAUUUUAGUACCUACUUUAGCGAUGAAAUUUCCGGUUUCCGGACUCCAGCAUUCUAUCCAUGGCAGCGAAAUCUACUUCAUGUGUUCCUUAUAUCCCAAGGCUUCGCACUGCUAUCGUUCAUCUGCUUUUGUGUCUCAGUGUCGCACAAAGAAUCCCGCCUGCCCAACAUUCUUCGAAGCAUCUUUCUUGUAAUUGCUGCGCUCAUCGCGUUUGGAUGUCUUGUAACAUUUGCAGUGUUUUCAUAUAUGGUUGAAUACCGAUUCUACCAUGUCUCUGUUAGUGGAAUUUAUGAGAAGCAUCGCGGGUAUUCCUUCUAUAUCGCUUGCGUUGGAGUAUUCUUCUACCUCAUUGCUAUUAUUUUGUCAGCAAUUGAAUGCCUUUUUAUUGCGAGAAGCACUUCGACCACCUCCCAACAAUUCAUCAACACUUCGCAGCAAUUUGAAUAUUUUGACCAUAAUCCUUAUCCUCAGCAUCAAUCAUUUGAAUCAUUUGAGGAUAGAUUCGCAAUGAGAACUCUCCCACCAAUUCCACGAGAAGAAAAACGAACGACUUACUUUUAA